Messenger RNA from Culex quinquefasciatus (southern house mosquito), 537 nucleotides. RefSeq lists its product as uncharacterized. The transcript has 2 exons. The record is from RefSeq and is a predicted model, not a curated record. Lineage: Eukaryota; Metazoa; Arthropoda; Insecta; Diptera; Culicidae. The coding region runs from base 54 to 419 and encodes 121 amino acids. Gene Ontology annotation, molecular function: odorant binding.
CUAUCUUAUUGUUGUUCAUAGUCUGGUAAUAGUUUUGUGCAAAUAGAAGUAAAAUGAAAAUCUUGUGUGCAUUCUGUUUGCUGGCACUGUCAACAGUCGUGGCUAUGACGGUAACACAGAACGAAGUAAGCUGCCGUGACCAGGAAGGGGCCUCGGAUGUGGACGUCGAGAUGUUCCAAGCGUUGCAGACGCCGGAAACUAAAACCACAAAGUGUUACUACAGCUGCAUAAUGCAGUACCUGGGGUUCCACGAUGGACAACGGUUCGAUAAGGAGGGCUUUCUAGUCACCAUGCUGGCAGCUGCCAAAACGGAACAGGUUCGUCAAAACAUGAGGCGUUUGGCGGAACAAUGUGACGGUACGGAUAAUCACGACCCGUGUGAGCUGGCUGCCGAUAUUGUGGAGUGUAUUAAACGAUAAACAAUUGGACAGGCCCGUAGUAGGGUGAUCCAAGUCUGGACUUUCUCGGGGCUACCCCCUGAAAUCAAAAAUUGAUCCAUCACUAGGCUAAACUUCAAAUUUUAGCUCGUUCUGACCA